AUGUUCCGAAGAGUAGGGGAACCUUUUUCAAUUUCUGGAAGGUCAGUUUCUGGUAAACAGGAGGUUAUGGUAUCAGAAAAUGAUUCGCAAACAUCAGGAACUCCAAAUUAUUCAAAGGGUAGUGUAAGAAGGUUUGCCAAAUCACUCUAUCAAUGGAGUCUGACCGAUCUGGGACUCACUCAGCGUGAUGGUAGUGUUCGUACUAAGAAUACAAAGGAUAUAAUUGAUAAGCUAUUUGAAUUUUCUGUUAGUGACACAUGUGACCACGACGAUGAGGAACUAGAGGAGGAAGAGAUCAAGCCAAGAAAUACCCAAGAUUCUGUCAAGGGGAGAACAUUAACUCUAAAUAAACUGAAUCAAUUGAGUGGUUUGAGUAAACUGAAAGUUUUGGGUACGACAAACACUGAGCCACAUAUAAGAAGGGUAGUUGUUUUAAAUGAUAUCCCACCUUUGACCAGUAUAAGCAGUAUCUUGGCACAGCUCUGUGGUGGACCAUUAGAAAGAGUAAUAUUCCGUAAAGACGGCGCAAAGGGUUCAAAUACUUGUGAAAUUUACUUUAUGUUCCCUGAACAUGCUGCAAAUUUUUAUGAAUUCAGCACAAGAACAAAUCUAUUCAUUUUAAAUGGAAAACAAAUCGCAGUAAAAUGGGCGACGAGAUCGAAUACAAAUGAUUUAGAUAACUCUCAUCCUUCUGUGCCAGUGUACUUACUAAAUGAAUUUGUUCAAUGGGGCGCUAGACGGUGUUUGGUUUUUUCCAAGGCUGUAUCUACUAAAAGCCCAAGAAAUUCUUCAACAAUGCAUUACCCAAAUGCAAAAGCAAACUUCUCAAAAGGAGUAUCAUAUGAAGAGAUUAAAUCUGAUUUAUCGGUAUUUGGGGAAAUUGUGGAAAUAGCUCCAGUGAUAUCCAGGAAACUAUGUUUCUCUGUACAUUUUGCAGACAUUCGAUCAGCUAUAGUAGCGAAAAAAGUUUGUGAAACCCCCAGCACUCCUCUAAAUAUUCGAUAUAAUGAUUGGACUCUAUGGUAUGGAAAGGACCCAACCGAUACACCCUGUCAUUGCCUAUAG
This is a messenger RNA of [Candida] anglica, 1065 nucleotides long. The record is from the annotation of a GenBank genome assembly. Lineage: Eukaryota; Fungi; Ascomycota; Pichiomycetes; Serinales; Debaryomycetaceae.